UUUGAAGGCGACACCACGACCCAAGAACUUGUGUCCGGAGAUGAGGAUUUCUGGCUCGGGAUGUUGGGCAGCGCUUCUGAAGAAGUGGCUGGAGCGGGCGAGACUUCCGGUCUAGAAUUGAUUUUUGCAACCGGAAAAGAGGAUGGUCUCGAAGCCCUUCUUGCUGGUGAUGCCUCGAAUUCACAUGAUCAAACGAAUGCGGUCUUUGAUGUUUUGGAAGAGGAUGAUGUGCGGGGUUUGGAUUCGUUGGACGAUUUCCCCGACUUGCGUGGUUCGUCCUCUCAUUGGGCCGGAACAUCAACUGAAUCUGGUGGAGACAAAGGAGCAUUUCAAGCGGUAUUGAGCCUUGCGUCUUCUCCCCGUCUUGAUGAGGGCGUGAAUCGCCUUCGAGCUAACACCGCCGAGGCAUCCUUUGAAGCGGAUCAACUGCGAGAGACUCUGAAGUCAUUGCGCGAAGGUCUGAAAAUAGCUGAUCGAUUGAUAACUUCUUCCGAGGCCGGUUUUUCAGAACAAUUAAAAGCAGCUCAAGAGCUUCAUAACGGGGAAAAAGCUCUACUUGAGGAACGGUGCGCCGCUUUGGAAAGAAAAUGUGCCUCUCUUGUGACUAAAUUGACAGCAAGCAAGGAUGCGGAGGCCCGAGCUGUUGAGUGUCUUAUGGAGUUUCACUCAAAUCCUCGCUUCGAUCCGUUUGAUUACAAUGUGGACUUGGCUGUGCAAGCUGCAAAGCUGGCGGGAAUGGAACAAUUGUUGUCCGAGCGAGACGCUUCCCUUGCGGCCAUGACACAAGAAUUGGCCUCAACUAAACUUGCGCUUGAGGAGGCACGUGCGAACUCGACUAAUCCCAUACGAGGUCCGGUUGCAAGCCAUUUUGCUAUGGAAGAUGUUCGGUCUCUCCUAGCCGUGGAACGAAGGCACGGUCAAGCGGAAGGCCAAUGCAGUUUGGCUCGGAUUGCCGCAGGGGAUGGGAUUAGUGUUGAGAAGUUACGGGAUUGGCAUUCGGCGUGCUCGGCUCACCCGAACUUAAGGAGAUUUCACCCUUGGUUCCCCUUCAGCUUGGAGGAAA
Messenger RNA from Cuscuta campestris, 1063 nucleotides. The record is from the annotation of a GenBank genome assembly. NCBI's taxonomy places the organism in Eukaryota, Viridiplantae, Streptophyta, Magnoliopsida, Solanales, Convolvulaceae.